This is a messenger RNA of Sipha flava (yellow sugarcane aphid), 1535 nucleotides long. RefSeq names its product alpha-1,3/1,6-mannosyltransferase ALG2 (gene Alg2). NCBI's taxonomy places the organism in Eukaryota, Metazoa, Arthropoda, Insecta, Hemiptera, Aphididae. The transcript has a single exon. Bases 148 to 1338 code for a protein of 396 amino acids. Gene Ontology annotation, molecular function: alpha-1,3-mannosyltransferase activity; GDP-Man:Man(1)GlcNAc(2)-PP-Dol alpha-1,3-mannosyltransferase activity. The record is from RefSeq and is a predicted model, not a curated record.
UAAGAAGUCAAUCGAAGUUGUCGAAAUUUUAAAUUUUUCUCUAUGAUCUGUACACGCCGAUAACUAACAUGAAAUAAUAACAAUAAAUUAUUUGAAUUGCACUGUGUUUGGGUUUUCGUGAUGAGAUUGUAAAUUUAAAUUAUCGUAAUGAAAUUGAAUGUUGUAUUCUUACAUCCGGAUCUGGGCAUUGGUGGAGCCGAACGGUUGGUGGUCGAUGCAGCUGUAGCGAUGAAAGAAUCUGGCCACUCUGUGCAGUUCAUCACUAACCAUCACAAUAGUUCUCACUGUUUUGAAGAGACCAAAGACGGCACAUUACCAGUGAUGGUCGUAGGCAAUUGGCUGCCGAGGACUGUGUUGGGCAAGUGUUAUGCACUGUGCAGUUAUGUGCGCAUGAUAUAUGCUGCUGUGUACUUGACCUUUUUCAGUUCGUUUAAUCCGGAUGUGGUGUUUGUUGACCAGAUAUCAGUCUGCAUACCAAUAUUGAAUUAUAUGACGUGUAAAAUCAUAUUCUAUUGUCAUUACCCAGAUCAGUUGUUGGCCGCUCAUGAUAAUACUCUAAAACGUUAUUAUCGAUUACCGUUGGAUUGGUUGGAAGAGAAAACUACUGCGUGCGCCGAUUCCAUUCUAGUAAAUAGUUAUUUUACAUUGAGUGUGUUUAAAAAUACUUUUAGAAGUAUUGAAAAACUACCAGAAGUUGUUUACCCUUCUAUAAAUACUGCUAUUUUUGACAAUACCAAAAGUGUUAAUUUGGACAACAUAAUAGAAGUAGAAAGUGGUAAAUUCAUCUUAUCAAUAAAUAGAUUUGAGAGAAAAAAAAAUCUAGAAUUAGCUAUUCAUAGUUUAAGUUUGUUAACUGAAAAAAAUAUAAAACUCGUAUUAGCGGGAGGCUAUGAUCCUUUUAAUUUGGAGAAUAUAGAAUAUUUUCAAGAACUUGUUAAACUUGUUCAAGACAUGAAUCUUAGUAAUCGUAUCAUAUUUUUGAAGUCACCUUCAGAUACAGUAAAAAUAUCACUUCUUAGACAGUGUUCAUGCUUGGUGUAUACUCCAUCCAAUGAACAUUUUGGUAUUGUACCAUUAGAAGCUAUGUACUGUAGUAAACCAGUUGUAGCUGUAAAUAAUGGAGGACCAAAAGAGACAAUUGAAAAUGAUUACAAUGGAUUCUUACAAAAUGCAAAACCAAAAAACUUUGCCAAUGCAAUAAAACUGAUUGUAGAAAAUGAGGAAAAAGCAGAGUUAUUUGGAAAACGUGGUAAAAAAAGAUUUGAUGAUAUUUUUUCAUUUGGAGCUUUUAAAAAUAAAAUAAAUAGUGUCUUAGAAAACAUAAAAAAAUCUGAAUAAAUUUGUUAUGUGGCUAUUUAAUUGAUGAUACUUAUUUAAGAUUUAAACUUUUCUUAAUUUAUAUUAUCAAUUAUUAUUUAUUUAAUAUUGUAUAUUUUUUUGGGACCAAAAAUCAUCUGUGAACCUAAUUUAAAAUACGAUUAUAAUUGGUUCUUCAUAUUAUAUAAGUAUCAUGUACAAUUAGGAGAGUAUGUAAU